GCUUCACCAAGAACCGCCGUUUUCGUAUAUAUCCCCGGCCUUUUUGGCAAGCAUGGAUGCCUUGGCUGCCUGCACAGUGCCGCACAGAGAGCAAGCAUAGCAUGGCCAUGGCCCAAGCUCGCGUCGUUGCUCUGGCUCUGUGCGCCCUGCUCCUUGUCUCCGGCGUGGCCCGGAGAGCCGAGGCUGUCUCGUACAACGUCGGCAACAGCGCGGGGUGGGAUCUCAGCGCCGACUUGCCGUCGUGGGCCGACGGCAAAACCUUCAACGUCGGCGACGUUCUAGUGUUCCAGUACUCCAGCUACCACACCCUGGACGAAGUCGACCAGGCCGGGUUCAACAACUGCAGCGCCGCCAACGCGCUCCUGUCGCGGAGCGACGGCAACACGACGGUGCCGCUGACGGCGCCCGGCGACCGGUACUUCAUCUGCGGCAGCCAGCUGCACUGCCUGGGCGGGAUGAAGCUGCACGUGCUCGUCAGCCAGCCGGCGGGAGGAGCUCCGGCGAAGGCCACGCCGCAGUCCACGCCGCAGACGGGCUCCGGGGCCGCCCUUGGGCCCAGCACCGACGAUGCGGGGCUUGCGGGCAUACCCUGGCUCGUUCUCGGCGGGUCCCAUCGAGCUACGGUGGGCUCCAUGCUGCUGACGUGGCUGUUCGUAGCCACAGCUCUGCUGCUUGUAUGAGGAUUGCAGAAGAGGUCUUUUGAUUUGAUUUUGACUAAGCACGGUUUGAUUUGAUCUUUGUAAAAAAAAUAUUGUGAACCAACGAAUCGGAGCAUCGAGAUCGAGACGCACUCGCACACGUCUAUAAACUAGCAGCUCCUGUUGGGGUAUGCUUCGUAGCCGAAGAUCCUAAAAAGAACACUUUCGAAAGGUUUUCUCAGAAGCAAGCGCCGAAGCUAUUAUCUGUACAGCUUCGGCACAAAGGCAAAUCUCAAGAUAAAGGAACGAACCGACUUAAAUAUGAAUUGACUUAAAAACCCAUGAUGUUUUGUGUCAUUAUUGUAGUUGAUUGUAAAGGACAUAAAUGUAAUUUUGCGCAGGUUGCAUCAUGUGCCUAUAAAUAGAUGAACAGUAUCCUGGUACUGUUCACGC
Molecule: messenger RNA, 1091 nt
Organism: Zea mays
Lineage: Eukaryota; Viridiplantae; Streptophyta; Magnoliopsida; Poales; Poaceae
Exons: 2
Coding region: 57-680 (207 amino acids)
Cellular component (GO): plasma membrane
Molecular function (GO): electron transfer activity
Source: RefSeq, marked validated